Molecule: messenger RNA, 2152 nt
Organism: Drosophila miranda
Lineage: Eukaryota; Metazoa; Arthropoda; Insecta; Diptera; Drosophilidae
Exons: 5
Coding region: 98-1681 (527 amino acids)
Source: RefSeq, a predicted model, not a curated record
CAACAUUCAAAUUCAAAAUUGACGAAACGGAACAUUCUGCCCACCUUUGCCGUUUCACUCAGUUCAUGGAACAUUCAUAGUCCUGUGCCAGCAAAAAAUGGCGUCACUAGUCCCCAAUAUCCCCCUCCCCUCGCUAUGGACCACUCCACUCACACACAGAAUGACAGAAUUGGUGGACCAAAGCUGCUGUGCCGUGAACACAUGCUUGAACUACUUUGCCAGCUUCCGCCCAAGGGAUAUACGGCAGAUCCUUGACUUUCUCGGCGUGCACCACUGCGAAGUGCUGUUCGGAAUUUUGGCUUUCGUCCUGUUUCAGUUUACCAAGUUCACGGCUAUCCUUCUCCUUGCCGUCUUUUUGGCUUAUUGUAUUUUCUACUGGUGGGAUACGUUCUUUCCGGGGCUGAGCCAACGAGAGUCCGGCUCCUCGCGGAGAGAUCAAUACGCUCCUAGCUACCUAGCUUCCUUUCCCAAUACGACGGAAAAAGCUGAGUACCGCGAUGAGCUAACAAAUGCCAGAUUGCCGCCAUUCUACGGCACAACGAGCACCGAACCCAGUCCGGCGAAUUCCGAUUAUGGGCCAAACCAAGCACCACGAGGCUCCAGCACUCCACCUCAACAAACCAUGCGAAAUAAUGAAGCUCAGACAAUUUCAACGAACUCGAGCACAACAGAUCCGGAAUUUCCGAAAAAGAAAAUGCUGGUCCCAAUGGUUCCGCAGAGUAAAUUGGUGGGCAACAGCAGUAGUGGAGUGGCGUCAAAGAGAGAGUCCCGAAAAAUACCAGAGCAGAAUAACCGAAAAUCACUAACGCCGCCUAUAGAUAACACCCGAAGAACGCCCAUUUCACCCGUAGAUAAUUUCCGAAAUGCGCCACCCAGUGAGAAAUCGUCCCCUCGGGCGACAGAGAAUUUCCGAAAAUCGUCCACACCACUCUCAGAGAAUUCCCGAAAAUCGUCCACUCCUCCCUCAGACAAAAUACGAAGAAUGUCCACUCCGACCCCAGAGAAUAACCGAAGUUUAUCAUUAGACAAAACCGAAAGGGUGUCCGAUCAGGCAAUAUCAACGCCUGUAUUUAGCCAUAGCGGAACGACCCCCAGGUCAACCCUUGAAUCCUCAACAAGAAAUCGACAUUCGUCCAAUCAAGCUGACGAACGGCUCAACAGACGAUCUCAGUAUCCCUACCGGGAUCAUGAACAAGCCAGGGGAUCGCAACACACAGCAGGUGUCGGAGAGUUCAGGUCCCGACGGGUUUCAGAUGAUCCCGCGCAGUUACGUCGACGACCGGGAUCCCUCGAGGAGCAGCGCCACCGCAGACCGCCACACUCCAGCUCCCAGGAUGAAGGAAGAGCGGGGAAACAACGCCGUCCUGGAAAUAACAGGUCCGGCGUCACGCGACGCCAAUAUCCCGAUGAAGCCAUCGAGCGCCUGAGGACCAACUACCGCGAGCUUCCGACUCAGAAGAUUCCGGCACCAAUUUCCUCCGAAGGGGCCUAUUAUAACAAACUUCACAGCCUACUCCCAAGCAAUCGUAACCAUUCCGAGAGGCAUGAUCAGCACAUAUCCCCAAGUAAUCGCAAUAAUUCGGAAAGACGUGAUGUACCAAAAAAUUCGAGGAAUAAUAACUUGGACCCCGAUUCCGGGAAUCGAAAUAGAAGUGGCCGCCCGAACCCGCCCCAUCUAUAGCUUCGUCAUUGUCAACAAACAGGCCAGGACAGGACAGGGACAGGACUGUACCCGCAAUGAGCUCUUAAAAUUGCUGUGAAAGAGCAUCCUGAGAAUGUUCUAGAGGAACGCAAGAAGAGGAACAUAUUGAAGCCUAUAUGUAUGUCAUAGAACCCGUACUUGAAAGCAGUACAAAAGAUUUGGAAAUGCCCAGAAACGGUGAAAAUUAGAUUCCUGUCGAUGCAGAAAUUUCCGAGAGCGAGGGGGAUACGGACAAAAUCAGUGGCCAAACUUUAUCUUCAAUUGGAAGAAUAUCCGUUGUAUGUGGAACUAUUCGAGACCAAAACAAAAAAUAAGAAUUGGAGGAAAAUCCAUAGCUUUAGUAAACCGAAAUUUCGCCCCAUAUAUUGCAAAAACAAUGUCUAAAUUAUAAAUGAAACAAAUAUAAAUAGAGCAAAGAUAUUUUUGAAAUAAAACGUAGAGAUGGGUAGU